UUUAAUUUCGUAACUUAUCUGAUUAUAUUGGUAUCGUUUUCUUUGCAAUAAAUAAUCAGUGUAAAUUGCAAUUGAUACAUUUAAAUAAUGUCAAGCAAAAUGUUUUGCUUAGUUUACAUUAAAAAAAUUUCAAACAUAAAGUUUCGUGCAGUUUACAAUAGAAAAAAUGGUGGUUCUAACAAAUCAGCAAUCGUAUAUAUACCAAUAAAGCGACACUUUAAAAAAAAAAAAGUUUUAACGUUAGCGAGUAUAUUUUUAACACUUUACUUUAUUGACUUUGCUUUUAAAAUUCGCAAUAAAAUUCAAAACCAAGAAGAAAAAUAUCACAUUAAAAGCAUAGUUUCCAAUAGAGACGAAGAUAAUAUAUUGAGGAAUUCUGCAAACGUUCACUAUUGGGACUAUAUUUGUGGAUAUGCUGUUGAGGAUUUAAGAAGUCAUCCUUUGUUUCCUCAUUCGCCGCUACGCCGAGAUACCGUAGAUUCAUUACAUCUUAAACAUACUGAGUCACAAUUUGGCGCUCGUAUUUUUGGUUACAUUUAUCCACCUAUUAAUGGGUUUUAUGUGUUUGCAAUUAGUUCAGACGAUUGCUCGGAAUUCUGGUUAAGCAGCGAUGCAGAUCCUUUGAACUUAGAACUUCUGGCGGAGGUCGGCGGAAUUACUGGUAAAGAAUGGUCAUACGAAAACCAGUUUGACAAAUAUCCAAGACAAGAGUCAAUACAAGUUCAACUUAAUGCUAGUAAAAAGUACUUUUUCGACGUUUUAUGGAAACAAGAGAGAGCACGUGGUCACGUUCAGGUUGUUUGGAAAAAACCUGGAGAAAUUAACUUUAGUUUUAUUGAGAAAAAAUACUUUUCAAAGUUCUAUGACGAAAGUUAUAUCGAAAAUGGAAUAAUUUAUCUAGAUCAUCUAAAAGACAAAUUACCAGACCUUCCGAGUCACAUAAAAAUGUUUAUAAAGGCGCACAAUAAAAAACUUACUGAGCGCACAACACUUUACGAAAGAGAUAGCGAAGAAUUUUUAUCACUUCCACAUUUGAAAUUUAAUACUGUUAAUGAUGUAUUAGUUACGUGCACGUACUUCCCAAGCUGGAUAAUUGAAGCCAAUAGCGAAAAAGCUAAGAACCUAGGCGAAUUUGAGGGGGUGCAUUUAUCUCACUACUACAAUAUUUCAACUCGAAUAUUUCCAGAAGAUCAAACAUGGAAUCACUCAUCCGAAUGCAUAGGUGAUUCAUUAAAAUCGAUGCAUUGCCAAGGUAAUGAGGUGGAAAAUGAACUUUCUGCUCAAUGGCCUGUAAAUAAAUAUAUGACAGAACUUUCAAUAAAAUUUCCUAAUCGCUUUAAGUUGCACACAAUAGUAAAUGUUGAAAGUGUACAUGACGUAUACGGCAAUCGCUAUUUGAUUGAACUUGUUUUAGAAGACUCUGACCAGAACAAAAUGAAAAGACUUUCGGUCUACGUUUUUCGUCCACUUAAUUCAAACAAUUUAUGUUACCCAAAAGACUUUCAAUGGAAACAUGACGCAAUGGUUCAUUUUAUUCUAACAGUUAAAAAUCAAGGUGCCUGGGUUCAGCAGUACAUCGAAUCUUUAUCAAACAUUUACAAAAAAACAAAGGAUGAUAGAUUUAAUUUGAUUAUAGUUGAUUUUGAAAGUUUUGACGUAAAUCUUACGGAAUUAUUGGCACGAAGUAAACUGCCUCAUUGGCAGGUUAUUAGGCAAAGUGGCAAAUUUCAUAAAACAUCAGCUAUUCAAAGUGCUGUUAAUAAUAUAAAGGAAGCCGACAGUAUUGCAUUGCAAACAGAUUUACAUUUGGAAUUUCCGAUCAAUUUCAUUGAUAAUUCAAGAAAGCACUGCAUUCAAGGUAAAAUGGCUUAUUCUCCGCUGUUAAUGAGAUUGGCUUGUGGUAGAUAUUGUCAUAACCCAGGUGGAUUUUGGGAAGUUUUUGGAUAUGGCAUUUUUGGAAUUUAUAAAAGUGACUGGGACAAAACCGGUGGAAUGGAUGUUGAAAAGUUUCUUCAUCGAGAUGCUUGGGGAGGAGAAGAUUGGGAUUUUGCUGAUCGUGUGAUAAAGAAUGGAUUAGAAAUUGAACGCCUUAGAGUUCCUUAUUUCUUUCAUUAUUUUCAUACAAAGAGAGGAAUGUGGGACAACAGUUACUAAAAUUGUUGUUAAGACGUUAAAGAUCUAAACAACGGAUAAAUCAAACAUUAUAAUAACGAAUAUAUCAUAUAACAAAUAUAUUUUAAAAGAGACUUUAUUGAAAACUUUAUUAGCAAAUACAAAAUAGAUAAGACUAAUAAAUCUAUCAUCUUAAUAGCGAAUACUUAGCAACAGUUAAAAUUUUUUCAUUAUAGUUUAUAUUUUAUUAUUUUUAAA
Messenger RNA from Hydra vulgaris (swiftwater hydra), 2370 nucleotides. RefSeq names its product N-acetyl-beta-glucosaminyl-glycoprotein 4-beta-N-acetylgalactosaminyltransferase 1. The record is from RefSeq and is a predicted model, not a curated record. NCBI's taxonomy places the organism in Eukaryota, Metazoa, Cnidaria, Hydrozoa, Anthoathecata, Hydridae. Gene Ontology annotation, cellular component: Golgi cisterna membrane. Gene Ontology annotation, molecular function: acetylgalactosaminyltransferase activity.